GAUUAGUCCUUUCGCAAAAGUUCGUGGUGUUGGAUCGGGAGUCCUCAGGAUUUUGUUUCGGUGGUGUUUUUGAUUCAACCGCAGUGCCGGUUGGUUGCCAAAGUAAAGGAUAUGCAAUUCGCGUAAACAUUUGUAGAGUCGUUGGCGAAGUCUUCCUGGCAGUGUGCGCUUUGUGGUUUCCGGGAGCAUCCAAUCCGGCUGGACAGGACAAUCAUAAAUAGGGCACUACUAGGGUUUGAUCAGUGCACUGCCUGCAUGCUGGGCACUUCGUAGUUAAGACUUUAGGGCCAUAAAAUAAGUGUAAAUAGUAUUGUGGCGGGUACAAGGGCAAUAUGAGUUGGUUUAUGUUUGUUGAUUUUACCAGCUGACGUUCCCAUAAUCGAUAGGACAAAACCGUCGUUGGGUUUAGCGUUUGAGAUAACGUGCAGCCCGCGUGCGGCCAAUUACCUGGGGAAAUGCUACCGGCUAUCAAGGAAUGUACCGUCGAAAAUCUGAUGGAAUGUAAAUUCAGAGACGUGGUUGCCGCCAAGCGGCUUUACUGGUGAUUAGCUGAAGUGAUGUUGAAAGCCCAAGGCAAAAACAAACAAAGCUCACUGCAUAAAUAAAUUGACGCGUUGGUUUAUCGAGAAAAUUGAUUCCAGUGUGCGAUUGCGGUAAUUUUCAUAAAUUCUGGGUGAAAAUCGUAGGAAGGAAUUAAUUAUAAUCAAAUCUAAAUAAUGAAUUCUCCCCCACGGCUUAUUGGUAUUUUGGCCCCCGUUGAAGGGAGGAUAUAAGAAGAAGCCGGAGGCGAAUUAUUGGAUGACGAAUUCCCAAAGUGGAUGAAUGAGUGUAUCAAAGAACGAACAAAAAAGCCAACAUGCUAUCAUGGGCUGGGUGAGGCACAUGUCGGUUUCAUCUAGCGUCGCGACGUCUUUUCAUGUGAAUGCGCGCCUUGUAUUUUUUUUCGAAAAGCAAAGAAUUCGUCGCUACCAAUAGAAACCGCAUAGAGUGUUAGUGCUACUUGUUGUGGUAACCGAUCAGCGAAGAUUCAAAACCGAGAGUGGAAGAGGGUAAUAAUGUAAUAAAUUUUUGUGGAAAGUACAAUUUCGUGACAAUCGGCAAUAAAAACAUUUCAAACAAAGAAACCCAAAAGUGUAAAAAACCGGUAGAACAAGCGAAAGCAGAAAAUAAAACGGAAAGGAAAUCUCUCCGCCUCGUGCUGCCUUUAACUCCAUUGUUGAAUGGAAACUGUGCUGUAAUAGUGUGAUGGGGCCACCGGAAGCAGCGCCCAGCCCUUAAACCCCCAGGCCCCCUCCCCGCCAUCACUACUUUUCUUUCAAAUUUUACGGAGUAAACCGAACAACAGUCAGUCAGCUGCUUUGCCAAAGUGUUGGAGGAAAAUAUUUAUUAUGCAAGGAUAAAGUGAAGUGAGAAAAUUCAAAGUGUUUUAUUUUUCCUGCACUCGUGGCUCUGGUUUAAAUUGUUCUUAGCUGGUGGUGGUGCUAUGCUUUAGUGUCGGGCAUACCGAAAAACGUUACGUUCGAGAGCACCGAAAUGUGGGUUUGCCUGGCGGUGGAGGUGCUUAUCCUUGGCGCGCUGGAACAACCAUCAGUAGGUACCAUCGCCAAACGUCGCCAUAGUCAUCGCAUCAGCCAUCAUCAUUAGAUGGAAGCAGCAAAAACGAAGGAGUUCUCGAUAGCAGUUGCAACACACUCAUCAGACCAAAUCGUGCAAAUACAGAAUACUCUGAACCGAAAGCAAACGGUUCAACUGCUGCUAUCACGAGCAAAAGUAUUCAAACCAGAAUAAGUUCAAAACACACAGUUUUAGCCAAGAAGGUUGAACCAUCAUCGCAAAAACAUACGGCGGCACUUCCCAUAAGCACCUUCUCAACAGCUUAGGAAAGUUCUCUCUGGGAAAACUACCCCACCUCAACCUCCAUUCGAGACACCGUCAAUUCUGCAGCUCAAGGGAGGUUCCCGGUGUGGGGAUUUCGCGGCGGCCGGUAGAAAGGGAAAAUAACAGAAGCAGAUUCUUCACCAAAACACCCAUCAAGAGGAGAAGAUUUCAGCUAUUCGUGCUAUGAAGAAAGCAGCAAAAUCGAAUGCAAUGCUUCUGCUAGCAAGUGUUGUUCUGAUUCUGAAUGGAUUUCUCAUCAGCAGCACGCACAGCGAAGAAGAAGAGGCUGUGGAUGAUAACAACGCUUAUAUUUUAGAUAGAGACUUGCCAAAGUUUGGAGAGCCGAUCCAGAACCUGACGGUAGCCGUCGGCCGAGAAGCGAUACUGACUUGCGUGAUUGAUAAUCUACAAACGUAUAAGGUCGCCUGGCUGAGGGUUGACACACAAACGAUCCUCACGAUACAGACGCACGUAAUCACCAAGAAUCACCGAAUGACGAUAACGCACGUCGAGGGCCGCAAAUGGGUGCUCCGGAUCAAGGACGUCAAAGAGUCCGACAAGGGAUGGUACAUGUGCCAGGUCAACACCGAUCCGAUGCGAAAUCAGAUUGGCUUCCUCAACGUGGUCGUGCCGCCAAACAUUCUGGACUAUCCAACGAGCACGGACAUGGUCGUGCGGGAGGGCAGUAAUGUGACGCUAAAGUGUGCCGCAUCCGGUUCCCCACAACCCACCAUCAUGUGGCGCCGAGAAGGCAACGAGCCAAUUAGUUCCGGAGCUUCCAGCUUGAAUGCGUCGACAUUUUCGAUAGCCCGGGUCAACCGACUGAACAUGGGGGCCUAUUUGUGCAUCGCUUCCAAUGGAAUUCCACCAUCAGUCAGCAAACGGGUGAUGCUGAUAGUGCAUUUUCCUCCGAUGAUUUGGAUUCAGGAUCAGCUUGUCGGUGCAGCCCUUGGGCAACGUUUAACUUUGGAAUGCAACUCGGAGGCUUUUCCGAGAUCAAUCAAUUAUUGGAUGAAGAACGACACAAUCAUAACUCAAGGUAAACGAUUUGAGCCAACCACUCACGAGGCCAGCAACUAUAAGGUGGUGAUGAAGCUGACCAUCAAGGAGGUCGACAUCGGUGACUUUGGCACCUACAAAUGUGUGGUCAAGAACUCCCUAGGAGAAACUGAUGGAUCAAUCAAAGUUUAUCAUAUUCCCUCAACGACACUUGCACCAACCAGUCCACCAACCACCACUAUGUUGCCAACCACAACUGAAAUGCCCUAUCGCAAAAAUUAUAAAAACAAAAUUUAUCGACCACUGGAUGAAUACUCUUCGUCUUCGAAUAAAAUUCUAGUCAGCGAUAGUGGUGAACUGUGGAACAUUGAUUUGUCAAAGGAUAAAGAACGCGAGCGCUACAGGGAAAGUCCCGCCAAUCUAGAAGAUCAGCGGGAGAAGGAAGCAUUCGUUGAUGACACCAAAUCGGGUGCCUCCCGGCGAACACAUAUGGAGGAACUGUGCUACUUAUUACUCGCAACUCUAGGAACGGUCAGGAUGAUCGUACAGCUAAGGUGAUCACUGCAUCAGAAUGAUAAUAGGCUAAUACAGUAAAUUUCGUAGAAAAAAUCAACAACUUUGAAAAAGCACUAAAACAUUAAUGAUCCCUUAAAUGAAGUAUUUACUUGAAGGUAUUCCGCGAUGCAUGACAAAAUGAAACAUUGAACCUAGAAUAGAAGAAAGAUAGUGAAUAUAUUGAUUAAAUGCAAACCAAAACCUAAAAUGUUAUACAAUAAAUAUGAGUUUUAUAA
This is a messenger RNA of Uranotaenia lowii, 3668 nucleotides long. RefSeq names its product lachesin-like. The record is from RefSeq and is a predicted model, not a curated record. Gene Ontology annotation, cellular component: neuron projection. The transcript is spliced from 11 exons. Bases 2062 to 3435 code for a protein of 457 amino acids. Lineage: Eukaryota; Metazoa; Arthropoda; Insecta; Diptera; Culicidae.